Drosophila navojoa is the source of this 1213-nucleotide messenger RNA. RefSeq lists its product as uncharacterized. The record is from RefSeq and is a predicted model, not a curated record. NCBI's taxonomy places the organism in Eukaryota, Metazoa, Arthropoda, Insecta, Diptera, Drosophilidae.
UCCAACCUGUCAGUUGACUUCAAGUUGCAAGGGAAAGCCCAAGUGUCUUCGCUGCUCUUAGGAAACAUUGCGUUAAAUUGCGUGGAAAAGUUAUGCACUGUGGGUGAUUUUCCAUUUCCCGCUGCAACGUUUGUGGCGCUUUUUGCCGCCGCCUACUUUGACGGUGUGUAACAUUUUUAUUUUUCCAUUCUGAAAGUUGACUUGGCAAACUACUUGAAAUGUGAAAAUGCUCGAGCGGCAACUGGGAAGGAAAACUUGCAGUAACUUUGAAGGUUCACGUAAUUAUGCGCAUUACACAGCUGACCCGGGCCCUCAACCUGUUCCUGCUAAUGCGGCUACUCCAGUUUCUCGUAAGCCCGGUGGCCACAGCUGCCACGCCUCUGCAGCAACGGCGCCCCCAAUUGCUGCACAGCCGCAGCCACGCACAUCAGAAGCGGCUCACCCACAGCAUGGACCAAAUGGAUGAGACGUGCGAUACGCCUGGAGGCAGCAACCCUGAUCCAGGCCGCGAUACAGCCACCGACAUGCAGAACUCGAAAGCAGGUGGCAAGUGCGACAUUGGGGCAGGACGCACAAAUGCCAAGCUAUCGGCUACGAACAUCGCCCAGAAGGCCGCCUGCGACGCGGAGCAAGCCUUCGGCACCCAGCAGUCGGCGGCGGCGGAGGUGGCGCACAUGGUCAAGCAGCAGCUGGCAGAUAGGGCCGAUGCCGCUGCCAAGGCGGCGGAAGCAGCGCUCUCCGGCAAGCAGCAGGUGGUGGAGCAGCUCGAGGCAGAGCUAGUCGAGGCGGAGGCUGUGCUGCGCCAGGAAUUGGAGUGCAUUGCCAGUGCCCAGACCAAUCUCAACUCCGCCGCGAUGUCGGCCAGCAAGGCAGAGGAGGUUAUGACGGCCAUGCAGCACGGACUGAAGAUUGCCGAGGAGAAUCUCAAUCACGCCAAAGCGACCGCCACCGGUGCUCAGCAGGACCUAGACGAGAAGACGCAGCUGGCGGAAGUGGCCCGAAAACGCAUCGAAAUGCUGAGGAAAAAGCAUCUCGACUACUGCAACGAGCUGCAGAAGAUCAAAAAGGCGGCGUACAAAGCGUUCUGUGCCGCGGCCGAGGCACGCAAAAAGGCCAGAGAGCGACGCACGGCACGAAGCAGGCGUCGCAGGAAACGGCAACAAACGGCAGCUGGGGUAGCAGGAGUAGCAGGAGCAGCAGGAGCAGCAUGAAC